This is a messenger RNA of Oryzias melastigma (Indian medaka), 3083 nucleotides long. It is a transcript of the gene vti1a, whose product is annotated as vesicle transport through interaction with t-SNAREs 1A. The record is from RefSeq and is a predicted model, not a curated record. The coding region runs from base 41 to 625 and encodes 194 amino acids. The transcript has 9 exons. Gene Ontology annotation, cellular component: late endosome membrane; Golgi apparatus; SNARE complex. Gene Ontology annotation, biological process: vesicle fusion with Golgi apparatus; intra-Golgi vesicle-mediated transport; retrograde transport, endosome to Golgi. Lineage: Eukaryota; Metazoa; Chordata; Actinopteri; Beloniformes; Adrianichthyidae. Gene Ontology annotation, molecular function: SNARE binding; SNAP receptor activity.
GCCCCAGAGCUACUUUUCUUCCAUAAACUUACUUGUCAAAAUGUCUUCAGACUUUGAAUCCUACGAGCAGGACUUUGGAACGACUACAGCCGAAAUAACAAAUAAAAUUGGCCGAAUUCCCAAACUAAGUGGAGAGGAGAAGACGCAGCUGAUUCUAAAUGUCGACAAACAGCUUGAAGAAGUCAGAGAGUUGAUGGAGCAGAUGGAUCUGGAGGUGCGAGAGAUCCCCAUUCAGAGCAGAGCCAUGUACAACAGCCGGCUGAAGAGCUACAAGCAGGAGCUGGAGAAACUUGAGAAAGAUUUUAAAAGGUCACGUAUUGCCUACAGUGAUGAGGUGCGCCACGAGCUCCUCGGGGACGACGGCGGAUCCUCAGAGAACCAGUUGAUAAAGUUGCGUGAAGAGAGAGCGCAUCUGUUGGACAACACAGAGAGGCUGGAAAGGUCAUCGCGGAGACUGGAGGCUGGCUACCAGAUAGCAGUGGAAACUGAACAAGUCGGACAGGAGAUUCUCUCCAACCUGCACACCGACCGUGAGAAGAUACAGAAAGCCAGAGAGCGGCUGAGAGAAACGGACGCCAACUUGGGCAAGAGUUCCCGCAUCCUCACUGGCAUGCUGAGAAGGUAAGAGGCAGGAUCAUCCAGAACCGCGUCCUGGUCUUCAUGCUGGGAGCCAUCAUUCUUCUCACCAUCAUCCUGGCCAUCUAUUUCAAUCUGCGAGGCCACUGAUCUCAGCUGUACACACACGUACCAGCUCCCCCCUCCAUCCCCAAAACAAAUACAAAUACACACUCACCCUUGAUUAAUAGCGACAAACGCGUUGUUCUGCUGUAAUUAGGACAAAUGGUCCCAAUGAAUCACUGUUUCCAAAGCCUGACAGGGAGCUUUUUUUUUUCUCCGUUUCUUCCUUUUCUUUGCUUUUUUUCUCCUCUUUGUGCUUCCUUUCUCCUUCUUUUUCUCAGUUGUUUAUUUCCUCUCUCUGUCAGGUUUUUUCUUACAUCUCCAGAGGGACGAAGAGAAAAAAAACUCUAGGUGAGAAAUAUUUCCACUGGUUAAAUCUUUCUGUGGCAUCAUCUAUAGUUUGGUGAACACAGUCCGAAUCAAAGCAGAUUCCCAAGUUCACUUUCCUCUUUCUACAACAGAGGUGUGGCAAGCGACUUUCCAGGUCUGCUCUAGUGUACGAAAAGAAAAUAGUCUUAAAACCUAAAAAAUGUUGUUAGCUUCUGCAGCUUAACGUCUUUAUAGUCCCAUGCAAACAAAAAUAGACGCACAGCACAUCAUUUGAGUUUGUAAUUAUAGAAAUUAAACAAAUAUGUGAAUAUUUUAAGAGCCCAGCAACUGAGACUAAUAAAUCACCUUUCUACGUUUUUAAAGGAAACUGACCCGGGCCUAGUCAGGUUCAACCCAUAAAAACAAUACAGAGAAAAUCUUUUCCUGACUGUAAAGAACGAGCUUUAGCUUCCAGGCACUCCCGAAGCACACAUUACAACUCAUUUUUAUGGACUUGUGGAAAUUACAAGUUUCACUCUGUUGUGUACUAACAUUUAAAUGUGUAUUUUUUUUUCUUCAAUAUGAGCUAUUCUGUUUGUAUUUAUUUAUGAUUUCAAGAUUCCAAUUAAAAUGUAUGUAGUGGAACUGUACAAUUUAGGAUGUUUGUUGUUGUUUCCAAUAUUGUUUGUGUUUUGGCUGUAAGCUGAUGAAGAACAGAAGGCAGGACCUGGUGAAAUGUUUCAUUAUAUUCUUUCAUAAAUGGAUUUAUCUGGUUUUAGAACUCAUAGGCUAUGUCCGAAUUCCCUCCCUACCCCCUAAUUACUACAAAACUAUAUAGUGUGGGACGAUCUGGUGCCCUGGAUUUUAAAAGGAAAUUGUAGACCAUGCUGUCUACUUUUUUAAAUGGUAAAGAUAAUGUCAUCAAUUUAUGUAGAUGAAAACUGAAAUGGUUUAUAAAAACUAAGUUAAGUAACUUUUCUUCCCAUGAAAAAUUGUCCAAAAGCUAAAUAUUGUGGUCAUUUUAGUGAGCAUUGAUGUACGCUGGUUUCUCGCAAAGACGUCUGGAACAUUUCUUGGGCACUGGGUUUUAGGUGAAUAUUUCGGUCAAAUUUUGUGGAACAAGCUAAAAAUUUGGCAUGGAUGCACCUUAGGAUCCCCCUCCUUCAGAAAAACACGUAAGCCACAAGAAAACUUCAAAUAACAAGCAGCCAUUUGUAAAGAUGACGGCCAAACACUCAAUUGUUACAAAAAUAUUCAGUCUAUUUGACCCAAUCUAAAAAAUAUAUAUUUUAUUGUUUUUAUUUGAUUUAUUGGUUUAUUUCAAGCAUUGAAUGGGCUGUUCAUGCAAAAAAUGAGGUCUUUGAACUUAAAGAGUACCUACAGAAGAUCAUGGUACAUUUUAUGGAAGUAAAUUGUAUACAAUCAUAUGCAGCUUUUGUACAAAACAAGUCUGUAGAGAAAAUGUUUUCCUUCAUUCUUAUUGUCUGAAAUGCUUACAUUUAUAGUGUUAACUCAUAAGUAUAAUUUGUGUGUACAAAACACAUGAAUAAUAAGAUGAGCAAAACUCUUAAGAUUUUUAUGAUCGCAGUAUUACUCUAAGAAAACAAAGAUGUAGACUUCUUUAAAAACAACCUUUUCCUUCAUCUUUUGGACCAAAACAAGCAGUAAGAGGUGAACAUUCGCUCUGAAGUGAUGCUUAACCUCUUGUGACAAUUAGCUUAUAUCGCUUUUUUACUUCUGCAGUCAAGAUCGCUUCCAGCUCAGCAACGCGUUGUCGUGUGAAAAAGCAUUCUAAACCUUAUAAAUAACUAAAAUAAAGUUUUAAAAAUCGAUAUAGUAAGUGACCAUGUUAUAAGCGGGAUAAUGCCUGACAAAGUGUGCAUUAAUUAACACACGCCGUGGAAGCCUGAAGUAGCAGAAGAUGGUUGCUUUGUGGAGUGCAAUUAAUUACCUUUAGAAAAUAUAAAAAUUUACAUUUAUUCACUUUGUAAGUGACCAUGUUAAAAGUGGGAUAAUGUCCAACAAAUUGAGCAUCAUCAGACAUUAAUGCACGCCGUGGAAACCUGCACCAGCAGAAGACAGUGGCUUUGCGAAGU